Molecule: messenger RNA, 963 nt
Organism: Aspergillus caelatus
Lineage: Eukaryota; Fungi; Ascomycota; Eurotiomycetes; Eurotiales; Aspergillaceae
Exons: 1
Coding region: 1-963 (320 amino acids)
Biological process (GO): canonical NF-kappaB signal transduction
Source: RefSeq, a predicted model, not a curated record
AUGGACCCCCCAGAAACAAACCCAACCCAAGAACCCGACAAGCAACCCAAACCAGGUAAAUUCCGCUUCAAAACCUCAAAAGACAAGUCCAGGUCUCGACGAGACGACACAACCUCCACCCAUCGUCAUAGCAGCCACAGACAUGCCUCCCACCGCCACAGAUCGAAACGCCAUCAUCGCCGGCGCUCAGCCUCACCAAACCCCAUCCACUCAGACAAUGAACAACAACAACCAGGCCUCAACGCCGACGCAGCCUUCCGUGAAUCUCUCUUCGAUGCCCUAGGCGACGACGAAGGCGCCGCGUAUUGGGAAUCCGUGUAUGGACAGCCGAUUCACAAUUAUGCCGUUCCGAAUGUACCCAAGGGACCUAAUGGGGAGCUGGAGCAGAUGGAUGAGGAGGAGUAUGCCAGUUAUGUGCGGACGAAGAUGUGGGAGCGUACUAGGGAGGGGAUGCUUGCUGAACAGGAGCGGUUGAGGGCUGAGAAGGCGAGGCAGAAGAGACGGGAGGAGAGGAGGGAGGAGGAUAUGAGGGAGAAGAUGCGGUUUGAGAGGGCUAUGGAGGAGAGUUUGAGGCGGGGGAAGGAGAGGCGGAGGGUUAAGGCUUGGGGGCGGGUUUGGGAGGAGUAUGUGCGGUCUUGGGGAGAGGUUGAUCGGGCUGUUGAUCAGGUUAGGGAUGGUGGCGGCGGGGAGGGGGUUAGGUUGAGAAAUUUGAUCUUUUGGCCAGUUGAGUCGGGGAAGAGGGGGGACGUGAGUAGGGAGACGGUUGAGGAGUUUAUGCGCCAUGCGCCGGGGGAGGGUUUGCUGGCGGUUUUGAAGGCCGAGCGGGUGCGGUGGCAUCCGGAUAAGAUUCAGCAUCGGUAUGGAGCUUUGGGGAUUGAUGAGGUGAUUAUGCGCAGUGUCACGGAAGUUUUUCAGAUUAUUGAUCGUUUGUGGAGUGAGAUGAAGGAGAAGCAGCAGCUGUGA